AUGAACGCAGCGUCCAAAGGCCUCCUGCGCAAGCUUGAUGCAGCAAUUGACGAGCACGGAGGCCUCGACGAGUUCAGGCGCCAUGCGCUCCAGCACUUGAGUGUCAAGGCGGUCGUGAAGGAGAGCCACGGCGCCGCCAUCCAGGCGCUCGCCAUCAACACGUCGCACCCCGGCUGCCGCAACCUGUUCGCCACGGCAGCCAGCGGUCAGGUCACGAUCUACGACGACCAACACAUGGGGGACCAUCUAUCAGUCGUGGUGCAAUAUGCACCACCCCCAGCCAACGGCAAAGCCACGGUGAGCGCCGCCGGCGCGGGGUCACCCCGCCGCCGGCGGCGCGCUCGCACGCGCGAGGAUGCCCUGCUCGUCGCUCCGCCAUCGGAGCUGCGACUUGGAUUUGCUGGCCACCAGGAGAUGCUCUCGUGCGCGUGGCUUCCAGAGCAACUCGGCCGCUGCGCCGUCCCCGGUGAUGCGUGGCUGCUUACUGCGCCGCCCGGUGCGGUCUGCGUCGCCGUGGCGCAGGCUGUGGGCGGCUCGGACCGAUGCAUCCACGUCAUCAGCGUCGCUGAGGCCGCGGUGGUGCGGCUCCUGCAAGGGCACGACUCCGACCCCGUAGACCUCAGCGCCUGCCCCGCCGCGCCGCGCCUGCUGCUCGCCCUCUGCCGCGACGGCGGCGCGCGGCUCUGGGACGUCGGCGCCACGGUGUGCCUCGCCGCGACGCCCAAGGGCGACGCGUUCUGCGCGGCGCUCAGCCCAUGCGGCGGCUUCUUCGUGGCAGGCACGCGCAGCGGCAGGCUCCACUGCUGGCGGCCGGUGGAGACCGGGCUGGCAGACGGGUGCGUGGAGGAUGCGGCCGGUGGCGGUCUGCAGCAGCCGGAGCAGGCAGUCGGGCGACAGCAGGACGCCCAGCAGCAGCAGCAGCAGCUGCUGCUGCUGCUGCAGCAGCAGGACAAGCAGCAAUUGAAACCACAGCAGCAGAAGCAGCCCCAGCAAGCAGAACAAAAGCAGCCGCAGCAGCAGGACGGGCGGCGGCGAGAGGACCAGCGGCAGCCCGCUGGGGCAGAAGCGGGGCGGCGCGCUGGGGAGCAGCGGUCACUGUCGGCCUGGAGGCGCGGCCUGGUUCGGGAACCGAUGGAGCUGCCAGGCCUUGGGGGCGUGGCCAUUGAGGGCCUCAGAUUCUUGGAAGGCGGCCUGCUGCUGGCGCGGUGCGUCGACGGCCGCACGCUCACAUAUGACUGGGAGAAGCGGGCACUGGUCGCCCACUGGCGCGUGCCAGGCUGCGGCGGCGCGGGCGGCGUGAGCCACCACAGUAGAUGCGGCCUCGCCCACACACGCGACGGGCGCAUCGUGUGUGCAGGCAACCGCCGGGGGCAGGUGUUUGCGUACGACGCCCGCAGCGGCGCCCAGCUCGCCGCCCUGGAGCCGCACCGCGGAAUGGAAGGCGCUGUUCGCGGCUGCGGCGUUUCGGAGGACGGCAGGCAUGUGCUUGCGGUGCUGGGGGCUGGCUUUCUUGUACGGUACGAGUACCGAUGGCCCCGCACAGUAGGGCAGAUUUGGAGGAGCGGUAUGGCAGGGCAGCAGCAGCAGCAGCAGCAGCAGCAGCAGCAGCAGCAGCAGCAGCAACAGCAGCAGCAGCAGCAGCAGCAGCAGCGACAAGAACAGGCGCUGCAGCAAAAUCAGCAGCAGCCGCUGCAGCGGACUGGGCAGGUAUGCGCCGCUGCGGAGAGCAUAGAGGCAGAACACACAUGCGGCGGCAGCGCGUGCGACAGCGGCGAGGCGGCCGCCAUGCAGCUGAACGCGCUGGGUCCUGCAUCAGAGCCCCGGCUGGCCAAGCGGCAGAGGGUGUAA
This is a messenger RNA of Monoraphidium neglectum, 1848 nucleotides long. RefSeq lists its product as hypothetical. NCBI's taxonomy places the organism in Eukaryota, Viridiplantae, Chlorophyta, Chlorophyceae, Sphaeropleales, Selenastraceae. Bases 1 to 1848 code for a protein of 615 amino acids. The record is from RefSeq and is a predicted model, not a curated record. Gene Ontology annotation, molecular function: protein binding; nucleosome binding. Gene Ontology annotation, cellular component: ESC/E(Z) complex. Gene Ontology annotation, biological process: negative regulation of transcription by RNA polymerase II. The transcript is spliced from 11 exons.